GGUUCGCCAAAGGCGGAAACGACUGUCCUUUACUAGCUACCAGUACCAAGCUUGCUCGCAGCCGCUGCUGUCCCCCCGCGACGCCAACCCCGAUGCUCGCCACCACCGCCGCUUCCCUUCGGCCGCCCCUCCGCCGCUUCCCGAGCGUAUCCUCUCCCUUGGGUACCUCCCAUGGAGGCGCCUCGCUCCUCCCAUGGCGCAGGCGGCGGUCGCUAGCCUGCCGCGCAGACCUGCAGCAGGACGCGCCGUUCGCGGCCGCCAUCGGCGCCUGCGUGCUCGCCUCGCUCGUGCUGCCCCCUCCAAGGCCCCGAGGGGAGGCGGUCGAGGAGGUGGAGGAGGAAGGGGAGUUUGGCUUUGGCGCGACGGACACGAGGAUGGCCGUGAUGGGGAUCAUCUCCUUCCUGCCUUACUUCAACUGGCUGAGCUGGAUCUUUGCGUGGCUAGACAGCGGGAGGCGCCGGUAUCUGGUCUACGCUGCCGUCUACUUGGCUCCGUACCUUAGAACUAACUUAUCGCUGUCACCUGAUGAGAGCUGGUUACCUAUUGCUAGCAUCUUUAUCUGCAUUUUACAUAUUCAGCUAGAAGCAGGCAUCAGGAGUGGUGAUAUUGAGAGUUUCAAGUUCAUCGAGAGCGCUCGGAAGCUCAUCUUUCCUAGUGCUGCUAAAGAGAAGUAUGGCGACCAUGGAAACAAGAGAGGCUCAAUCGGAACGGGCGAUAGACAAAAUAGAAGGAUACCAACAGCACAUGAAUCUAGGGAGAGGCUUCGCAAUUCAGAUAUCUUCAAGAGGAAGCUUGAUGACUCCAACGAUGAGAAGCAAAAGAAGUCAGAUUGGAACUGAGGCUCAAAAUGCUCGUUUUCUCCUGCAUUUUCCUGAAUCAACUGAAAAUGGUAUAGGGGGAUGCAUGAAUUUGUAGGAAGCCAUGCGGCUACAGGUGAAACUGAAAUGGAGCUGUAGCAGUCUGCUGUUUCAAAUGGGUCUGAAUCGUCAGAUUUUUUUUGCCCCUGGCUCCAAAUACUAGAUCUUAGGAAUAGCUAGCUUCUUACAAUGUAGCGCGCACAAAUAACUUGUCAGCCGAAGUGGACACAUCACAUAUGGUGACUCCAGUACUCCAGGCUUUGAGGCUCCGUUGUGUACUCGUAUGAAUGAAAUCAUUUUGUUGUCUACUCAUGAAUAAAAACAUGUUGUUUUUA
Messenger RNA from Sorghum bicolor (sorghum), 1192 nucleotides. RefSeq lists its product as uncharacterized. Bases 93 to 839 code for a protein of 248 amino acids. The transcript is spliced from 5 exons. Lineage: Eukaryota; Viridiplantae; Streptophyta; Magnoliopsida; Poales; Poaceae. The record is from RefSeq and is a predicted model, not a curated record.